UCAAGUUAUGAUUCUUGGAGGGCAGGCUGCGAUUUCCUUAACAGGGCACUACAUUACACAAUUUCUGACCAAUUUGUAUCGUUGAACUAACACUACAUUCACAGAGAUGAGAACAAAUACAGAUAGUAAUAAUCUUCACCUUCUCAUUUCUCUGUUUCUCUUACUAUCAUCAGUCUGUUAUGGAUUCAGUGAUCUUCAAGUUCUGUUGAAGCUCAAAUCUUCUAUGAUUGCUCCCAAACGUUCAGGACUCGAAGACUGGCAACCAUCAUCUAAUUCCACUGCUCAUUGCUCCUUCUCAGGGGUUUCAUGCGAUGAAAACUCACGUGUAGUCUCUCUGAACGUGUCGUUUAUGCCUCUCUUUGGUACGAUUCCGCCGGAGAUUGGCCUGUUAAACAAGCUUGUGAACCUCACAAUUUCCAACGUUAAUCUCACCGGGGAACUCCCUUUAGAGAUGGCCAAACUAACUUCUCUCAAGGUUUUCAACAUAUCCAACAACGUCUUUAAAGGCAAUUUCCCUGGACAAAUCGUUCUUGGAAUGACAGAGCUUGAAACUCUCGACGUUUACAACAACAAUUUCACCGGUCCACUUCCCACUGAGAUUGUAAGCCUCAAAAAUCUCAAACACCUCACUUUUGGCGGCAACUACUUCACCGGCGAGAUUCCAGAGAGUUAUUCAGAGAUUCAGAGUUUGAAGUACCUGGGCUUAAACGGUAAUAAACUUACCUGUAAAGUCCCAGCAUUUUUAUCUCGGUUAAAGAACCUCAGAGAAAUUUAUAUCGGUUACUUCAACAUCUACGACGGGGAAGUCCCGCCUGCUUUUGGAACGCUGAGUGAACUCCGAGUUCUCGAUAUGGCUUCCUGUUACGUUUCAGGCGAAAUUCCUUCUAGUCUAAGUCAAUUAAAACACCUGCACGCAUUGCUCCUUCAGAUGAACAACCUCGCAGGUCAUAUACCUCCUGAACUCUCCAAUUUGAUUAGCUUGAAAGCGCUUGAUCUCUCCUUCAAUUCACUCACCGGGGAGAUACCCGAAAGUUUCUCUGCGUUAACAAGCAUCAAGCUGAUCGAUCUGUUCAAGAACAAUCUCAACGGUACAAUUCCCACGUUCAUAGGAGAUCUUCCAAAUCUUGAGGUACUUCAGAUAUGGGGAAAUAACUUCACACUGGAGCUUCCUCAGAAUCUUGGCCGGAAUGGGAAGCUCAAGAUACUCGACGUUACAUCGAAUCAUCUCACCGGGAUGAUUCCUCGUGAUUUAUGCAAAGGAGGGAAGUUGAAGUCGUUAAUUCUGAUGGACAAUUUCUUCUUUGGUCCAAUUCCUGAAGAGUUGGGCGAGUGCAAGUCUCUGAUCAAAAUCCGAGUAAUGUUUAACUUCCUUAAUGGAACAAUUCCUGCUGGAAUUUUUAAUCUGCCAUCGUUGAAUAUGAUGGAGUUGGACAACAACUUGUUAUCAGGCGAACUUCCAGAAAAGAUGUCAAGUGGCUCUCUCAAUCAGUUGAAAGUGGCUAACAAUAGUAUAACCGGGAAAAUUCCUCCAGCAGUCGGAAAUUUGCCGAAUUUGAAUAUCCUGUCUCUCCAUAACAACAGAUUUAAUGGUGAAAUUCCCCAGGAGAUCUUCAAUCUCAAGCAUAUUGCGACAGUAAACAUUAGUGGCAACAACAUUAGCGGUGAAAUCCCCCCUUCAAUUUCCAAUUGCAUUUCUCUAACAUCAGUUGACUUCAGUAGAAACAAGCUCGAUGGGGAGAUUCCAAAAGGGAUUACUGAGUUGAAAGAUCUGGGCAUUCUUAAUUUCUCAAGAAACCAGCUCACUGGUCCAAUACCAAAUGAAAUUCGAUAUAUGACCAGUCUCACAACUCUUGAUCUCUCAUAUAACAAUUUCUUGGGUAAUAUUCCCACCGGAGGUCAGUUUCUUGCAUUCAACAUGCACUCGUUUGAAGGAAAUCCUAACCUUUGUUACCCGCCUCAGGUAACUUGCCCAGCAGUGUUAAACCCAGCAAAAGAUUCAGGCAACCAUGCGGCAUCGUUUAGUACUUCAAAGCUUGUAAUCAUAGUCAUUGGUCUGAUCAGUGCCUUGUUACUGAUUAUAAAAUGAGCAAGAAGAGACUUUCAUAUACAUAAUAAUAAUAAGCAAAAGAUAGUCUUUCUUUGGUAAGACGGAUGUUGUCUUUCAAAUAAAGCCAUUAUUUAGCAAUUCUUAUUUCCACUUUCCAAAUAAGUAUGCAAUUGAUUUUAGAGUGAUGCUAUUUGUUUCCCAUUUUUUAUCUAAUA
This is a messenger RNA of Pistacia vera, 2262 nucleotides long. Its product is annotated as receptor protein kinase CLAVATA1-like. The transcript has a single exon. Lineage: Eukaryota; Viridiplantae; Streptophyta; Magnoliopsida; Sapindales; Anacardiaceae. The record is from RefSeq and is a predicted model, not a curated record. Gene Ontology annotation, molecular function: protein binding. The coding region runs from base 107 to 2086 and encodes 659 amino acids.